This is a messenger RNA of Peronospora farinosa, 855 nucleotides long. The record is from the annotation of a GenBank genome assembly. NCBI's taxonomy places the organism in Eukaryota, Oomycota, Peronosporomycetes, Peronosporales, Peronosporaceae.
AUGGCUUCUUCUUCACUGUCUGUAGAAGCUGUUUCUGCCAUAGAAGACGCCUUUUUACGUGGAGAAUGGACUCAAGCACUACAUGACAGUCGUAGCAUGUUGACAGCGCGCAUGGUGCCGGUAAAAUACCGAUGUUUUUACUUUUUAUUGGAACGAGUACUCUCAGUGUAUCUUCAAAUAAUAUUCGAACUAAAUUUGGACGAUGAAGUCGAGACAGUAGUGGCCAUUGCAAACAUGUUUACGCCACUACCAAGUGGCAUUGCAACUCAAUAUUGCAAGUUUUUAAUCGCAAUGAAUCGUCGACUACUGGCCAAAGAGGUACUACAAGAUUUGCUGGAAUCUUUUACUGUGAACGGAGGAAUGGACAUUAGCACCGAGCAAUACAUGAAAGUUGCUGAGACGAUGGCGUUGCACUUGCUACUGCCUGAGGAAGGAAUUCAAGCUGCACAGCUGUUUGUAGCAGAGGACAAGAUGCUGGACGAUGAAGUCAAAUUGCAAUUACUUUAUCGGAUCCAAACGAUGCACUUGGCUGCUCAGGAGGCUGAGAACAAGGAUAGUAUGCAGACUUCGUCAGUGGAUCAAACAGUGAAGAAUGCGAGCGGUAAUCCACAUGUGCCUGAUGCUACGUAUCAGCAGUCUGUAUCGACUGCAUUUACGAACACGCAACAGGCGGUCACCAAGCAGGAUGACAAUUCCAGUUGCUACGUGGUUAUUGGUACUACUGCUAUUGUGCUAGCUGCCGCGACGGCAGGAGUAUUAAGAUAUCGCGAGAAAAUUCACGAGUAUAUCUCAAACGCUAUUCCUGCCAUUUCGAAGGGCGUUGCAGACGCAAAAUUUGCAAUCUUUGAAGCGUGA